GCAGAUAAUUCACCACAUAGCCACCAUUGUCCUCAUCAGUUUCUCCUGGGUGGUGAACUACAUCAGGGGAGGGACUUUGAUCAUGUUAGUGCAUGAUGCCUCCGACUAUCUGAUGGAGUCAGCCAAAAUGUUCAACUACGCCGGUUGGAGGAGAACCUGCAACCUCAUCUUUACCGUGUUUGCUGCAGUUUUCAUCGUCACCCGCCUUGUAAUCCUCCCAUUCUGGAUCAUAUACACGACGUGGGUGUACCCCUUGACCCUCUACCCCCCCUUCUUCGGCUUCUACUUCUUCAACGGGCUAAUGUUUGUGCUGCAGGCUCUGCAUAUCUUCUGGGCCUGGCUCAUCUUGCGCAUGGUCGUCAAAUUCCUGCCAGGCAAUGAGAUUGUCGAGGAUGAGCGGAGCGACAAAGAGGAGACCGAGUCGGAAGAUGAAGACGACCGCGGGCAGAGGGCAAACUUUAAAAAUGGCCACGUGCAGAAUGGCCACACUAUCUUCAACAACAACCACAGUAAAGCGGACUGAUUGGACUAUGUGAGAGCUGGAGACGAGGCUCUGUGAGGAGUGACUAUGGACCCUCAUAUGUGGCCCUCACCUGAAACCCAAAGAACGGGAGCGUGGCAUGUCGAAAGGAGCAGCAGGCAGCGCGCGCGCGCACACACACACACACACACACACACACACACACACACACACACACACACACACACACACACACACACACACACACACACACACAUAUUCACACUGAUAGCAAUCCCCUCCUUUCUGAAAUCCCGGUAGUCCAGUGUGAAUAAUUUCACUUUGCUGGGGGUGACGUUAAAUUAAAUGGAAAGAAAACUCCGAUGGAGAACAACAAUGAUCUGCUUAGCACCUAAGCGGCAGAGUGGUUUUCUCGUUACACACACCUUCUCCUCUUUUCUCUGCCCUCUUGUUUGCUAUUUACCAUUUUUGUGCUGUCGACCAAGUUGUCACAUACCGAAUCUGCCUGCUUGUUUCAUUAUGUUUUGUAGCGGGAAGUGUUUUAAAGACAUACUGUGGUUAGGACGGGCAUUCCCGUCCUGCACAGUCAGUUUAAACUCUUCUAAGCGUUACUGUCCUUAAACUUGACUGAUUUUUGCUUUAAAUAACCCUACUGAAGUCAGUGAAAUUAUUAGGAGGACAAUGUCUUUCUAUGGACCAUAAGCUGAUUUAAGUCUAUUUACUGAAAUCCAGAAUAUCAGUUAAUAAUUAAUUUGUGCAAGUUAGUCGUUGUGGUUACCAUUUUGUCACUUCUGGUUCUUGCCAAUGGUUUUGCUCAAAUAUAUUUGUUCCAGUAAUGUUUAAAUAAAAUGGAGGUAAAUAAUGUUAGUUUUUUUUAACAGUAUGAAAAAGCGCAAGAAAGUGCUACAUCUGCCUUUGGAAAUGUGCCUUUGUGGAAGUUUGUCUUAAUUGUUUUGUCUUUUGGAAAGCAGAACGCACAGCUAUCAUUUUAAAUGUUUUGUUUAUGGUUAAUAUCUUUUUAGUUGUAUGAUUUUAUUUUUUCUUCGUAUUUUAUUUGUUUUCAGUCCAGUCAACUAUUUAAAUUUAGGAGCAAUUUCUUUGAGUGUAACCCAAACCGUUGAGCAACUGCUCAUUAAUUCUUUAUGGACUAGAAGAGUCAAUACCAUUUCCAUUCAGUGUUGUUUUUCCCAUCCAUCCAAAGAUGCACUUUAUGGUUUCUUCUAUGGAUCAGAAUUGACUAAAUAUUUAGGAAACAAGCUUGGUAUUAGUGUUCGAAUUCAAACCUGAUUUUCUUUUAAGUUUAGAGAGGUUUGGAGUAUGAUUUAAAUUGUUUCAUAUUUAUUAUCUACCCAAGAUUUUCCUCUUUGUGUUGGUUCAUUUUGUAUAAAGGUAAAAAAGAAGAGUUUAAUGAAAUCUUAACUAAAUAGGUAAAAUAAUAGAAACACCAAAGUAUGGUUUACAUUUUGUAUGACCUUGUUGUUUGCAAGUGCCUUCAUCAUUUCAAAUGUUUCUGUCCCUUUGUCUUUAUUUCUCCUGUCUUUGUGCCCUAACACAUCCAACAUUGAAUGCACUGUAACGCUCUGGGCCUCUAACUUUGCUCUAUGCCUCGGCUCAUGACGACCAAUCACCUGCUGCUCCAUCUAAAGAGCUUUGCUUCUACGGAGAGCAUUUUUAUUCUGCAUAACGUGUUGCUGAGAUGUAAAAUCAUAAUAAUGACGACGAUAAAGAUAACUGUGGAUAACUC
Micropterus salmoides (largemouth bass) is the source of this 2225-nucleotide messenger RNA. RefSeq names its product ceramide synthase 2-like. The record is from RefSeq and is a predicted model, not a curated record. Gene Ontology annotation, biological process: ceramide biosynthetic process. Gene Ontology annotation, cellular component: membrane. NCBI's taxonomy places the organism in Eukaryota, Metazoa, Chordata, Actinopteri, Centrarchiformes, Centrarchidae. Gene Ontology annotation, molecular function: sphingosine N-acyltransferase activity; DNA binding.